GGUCGUGACGGCAUCAACAUGAAGCUAGCUCGCGCGCUCCUCCAUUAACGUUCCCGUUGUGUGUGAAAUCCUCCGCGAAGUGGCUUUACGUGUCUCCGGCGACACACACGCACACGCACACACACACACACACACACACACAGGCGGAAGCGUCUCCGGUUCCUACUGUUCCUACGCGUGAGACAAACGUGCGCGCGCAUGGAACCGUGGCACUUCGCUUGUUCCUUAAAUUCAGAAUAAUUAGAUUUAAUUAAUCGGGAUUAAACUGUUUUCCUUCCGAUAACGUGACCCGAUACAAACACGAUGCUUCGGUGGAUGCUUGGUGGUCGAGAGGCGCAGGGUUCAGUGGAGAAAAGCCCCGUGUUGUGCAUCGGAGAGGAACAGCCCAAAAACUGGUUCACUGAGCUGCAGGUGCUGAAAGGACAUUUUGACAUUGUUCGAUUUCUGGUGCAGAUUGAUGACUUCAGAUGUGCCUCAGCCGGCGAUGACGGCCUCGUCUUGGUGUGGAAUGUCGAGACCGGGGAGAGGCUGCAGGAGCUGAGGGGCCAUUCCCAGCAAAUAACAGCCAUGACCACCUUCACCUGUGAGAACGGGCCCACGUCGCACACCUCGCUCAUCACAGCCUCGUCAGACCGGAGUCUGAGUCUAUGGGACCCGGAUACCGGCAACCGGGUUCAGACCAUUUCAGAUCUUCAGUCUUCUGUCAAGUGCUUGCUGGUGCUGGAGCGUCUGUGUGUGUGGGUCUCCGGCGGUGAAGAGCUGUGUGUGUGGAACACAGACUUCCAGCUGCAGUGUCAACGACAGAACCAGAGCGACACCGGAAUAACCGCGUUGAUAGAGCUGCCCAAGAACUGCGUCGCAGCUGCUGUGGAUAAAGAGAUAGUCAUCUACAGGCUGACGGUCUCCACGGAUUCCUCCAUGUCGUUGGCUGAGAUCCACCGCCUGUCCGACCACCAGGACCGGGUUCGAGCGCUCAUCAACGUCAGCGACGGGCUCUUCGCCAGCGGCUCCCAUGCGGGCGAGUUGAUCUUAUGGGAUGCGAUCGAUUGGAACAUCCUGGGCUAUGAGCACAUCCUGUGGGAGGAGUCACAAGCCUGCUCUCAGGCCGAAAUACGAUUGGCCGCCCCCAAACCCAGCGAGGUGUCCAUUCAGCAUCUGAGCACCAACGGCAAGCACAUCCUUGCAGCUGUGGGCAGCGGCCUGUACGUGUACAGCAUUCGGACCAAGACGGUGGUGGCCUACAAGAAGGUCGCCCACGACUCCAACGUCUUACACACCAUGCUGUUAUCCGACAGCGAGCUGAUGUCCUGCUCUGAGGACGGCAGCGUGAGGAUGUGGGAGAUCCAGGACCUGCCUCUACCCGGCGAACCGGCCUCCCCAGGGUUCUUUGGCAUGUGGACCUUCGGCCGGUCCAACAAGCAGACCGGACUCCCGUCCAAGAAGGUCGCGGACGUCCCGCCGCACAUCCGGACGCUGGAGUUGACGGGCGAUCUGAUCGGCCACUCGGGGGCAGUGCAGAUGUUCGCGAGCUUCGGGGAAAACGGUUUGCUCACCUGCUCGACGGACCACCUGCUGAUCCUGUGGAAGAACGGAGAGCGGCAGUCCCACCUGCGCAGCCUGGCGCUCUUCCAGAAGCUGGAGGAGAAUGGAGGACUGUGACCUUUUGACCCCUUUCGAACGAGCAAAAGCUGCGACGCCGUCGGGGUGAAGUUGUGGAGUCGAAUCUUUUGGAUGUACUGUAAUGAUGAUGUAAUGGUUGUUGUUUAACUUAAAAAAUAUAUAAUAUUUAGAUUUCCAGCCUGAUUUAAUCGGACGUCUUGUACAGGACAUUCCCAUAAUGUUAUUAUUAUGGGCUGCUGCUGUCUGAGCACCUGCAGUCCUCAUUUUGGGAAAUAUGCUUAUUGGCUUUCUUGGCACGCGUUAGAUGAGAAGAUCGAUACUCAGAUGAAGAAGCCGCAGCCGGUUAGCUUAGCUUAGCAUAGCGACUGGAAAAAUGGCGAACAUCCAAAACUCACUAAUUUACAUCACAUAACUCCAGUAAAACCUCCACUUUUUUGGUGCGUUUCUAAUAAUUAGAUUUAAACCCGGUAUUUCAGAUCAAGCUACAGGAAUAUUAUUAGAAUUAUAUUUAUUGUCGGGUUGUUUACAGCUACAAAUAAAUAAAAGGUCGAUGUAA
Cyclopterus lumpus (lumpfish) is the source of this 2176-nucleotide messenger RNA. It is a transcript of the gene wdr41, whose product is annotated as WD repeat domain 41. Gene Ontology annotation, cellular component: lysosomal membrane. The record is from RefSeq and is a predicted model, not a curated record. Gene Ontology annotation, biological process: regulation of autophagy. Gene Ontology annotation, molecular function: protein binding. NCBI's taxonomy places the organism in Eukaryota, Metazoa, Chordata, Actinopteri, Perciformes, Cyclopteridae.